AUGCCCCUCCUGCUCCGACGCCUCGCCGCCGUCGUCCCGGUGUCCCUGCGCCGCUCCCUCUGCACGGCGGCCUCGCCCUCGCCCUCUCACCCUCCGUGGACCAUGCUCUACAACAGGCCGGCGCUGAACGAGUCAGGGGCGCCGCCGCCGCCACCGGGCGCGCGCGCGUCCCUCGACCACUUCGAAGCCUCGUUGGUCACGCAGCUCUCCGUCCCUGCCCACCUCGUCGACCCCGACGGGGACGCCACGGGCUUCCUCGGCGGCACCGUCUGCGCCGCGAGCUCCGACGGCCUUCUCCUCCUCGACUUCGACGACGCCCGCCAGUUCCGGCACAGCUGGCUACACGAGUUCUACGCGGCCGGCGGCCCCGUCGAGCCGGACGCGUCGCGCUUCGUCUGCAACCCUCUCAGCGGCCAGCUGUUCCGCCUCCCUGCCCCGGGCAUGGCCGUCUCAAAGAUGGGCACGCCCUUCGGCCUGCUCACCGACUCCUCCGACGGCUCCCACGGCGGCCCGCCUGAUAGAUACGUGGUCGCUCAGCUCUGCCGCGGCGGGUGCGGGGAACUGGGGAGCCGCAGAGUCGUGCGCCGGUUCCUGUCGGAAACAGGGGCGUGGGACGAGCAGGAGCUGGUCGGGCCGUCCACUGUCCCGGCUGGGCGGAAAAUGUGCAUCGACCUGAAGCACGAGGUGGUGGCCUUCGGCGGCCGGCUUUGGUGGGCCGACGUGAAAUGGGGCGUCUGCUCCGUCGACCCGUUCAGCGACCAGCCGGAGCACCGCUUCGUCGAGCUGCCCCAGGGCAGCGUGCUGCCUGACCUGGCUGGCAUGGCGGGGACCUCCACGCUGGGCAGGUACCGGCGUGUGGGGGUCAGUGAGGGGAAGCUGCGCUACAUCGAGGUGUCCAACACCAGGAAUCCAUUCGUGGUCAGCUCGUUUUCGCUCGACGAAGAGGGCAGCUGCUGGACGCUGGAUUACAAGAUAAAAGCUACCUCAAUCUUGCCCCAAGGUUUCGAACAGUUGGAACACAACAUACCCUGUAUUGCUGCCAUCGAUCCGUUCAAUGCCAACUUUGUGUACCUCAACUAUGGCCCUCGCAUUGUUCUUGUUCUGGACAUGGCUAAGGGGAAAAACUUGGGAGGGUUUUUUCUUCCAGAAAGAAUCGGCUGUCAAACCUUGUGCCCCUCUGGUUUCCUUGUGCCCUGCAUGCUCCCGACAUGGCUUGAAUCAAGCCAUAUCCCUUGUGCAGGAUCCCUUUCGAGCAAGAAGACGAGUUGCAAAAGGAACACUUUGGCAGGCAUGCUGGUUCGUGCAGACAGAGAUCAGAAAAAAUGAAGUGUGCCAGCUAACUUAUCUGUGGUUUCUUAAGAUUGACCAACAAGUUGGUUGAUGGUGGCACUGAAAGAUAGGAACUCCAUUUUGAAGAAAUUCUGGGACAAUUUUGGGCCUGUUCCAUUUGCUGAUAUGCU
Molecule: messenger RNA, 1460 nt
Organism: Lolium rigidum
Lineage: Eukaryota; Viridiplantae; Streptophyta; Magnoliopsida; Poales; Poaceae
Exons: 3
Coding region: 1-1326 (441 amino acids)
Source: RefSeq, a predicted model, not a curated record